Messenger RNA from Ramularia collo-cygni, 1701 nucleotides. RefSeq names its product probable amino acid transporters. Gene Ontology annotation, molecular function: amino acid transmembrane transporter activity. The coding region runs from base 1 to 1701 and encodes 566 amino acids. Gene Ontology annotation, biological process: amino acid transmembrane transport. Gene Ontology annotation, cellular component: membrane. The transcript has 3 exons. NCBI's taxonomy places the organism in Eukaryota, Fungi, Ascomycota, Dothideomycetes, Mycosphaerellales, Mycosphaerellaceae. The record is from RefSeq and is a predicted model, not a curated record.
AUGGGUGUCUUCGAGAAGUUCGCCCGGGAGAAAGACGUUGAUGUCGAGGUCAACUCGGACAACGCAGUCGACAUCAGCCAUGGAAUCAUCUCUGAGAACAAGGACGACCUUCAGCGUCGGUUGGGAAACCGCCAGAUUCAGUUGCUGGCUAUAGGAGGUUCAAUUGGCACGGCUUUGUUCGUGUCCAUUGGCGGUGGUCUUCACGCCGGUGGACCUGCCAGUCUCUUCCUUGCCUACACGAUAUACUCAUGCAUGCUCGGACUGGUCAACAACUGCAUAGCAGAGAUGACCGUUGUUAUGCCUGUCUCUGGAGGCUUCAUUCGUCUUGCAGGAGAGUGGGUAGAUGAUGCAUUCGGCUUCAUGGCCGGCUGGAACUUCUUUUUGUACGAGGCGCUUCUAAUUCCGUUCGAGGUUACUGCGCUUAUUACAGUUCUGGGCUUCUGGAGAGACGACAUCCCAGGAGGUGCCGUUAUCGCCGUCUGCAUCGUAUUAUACGCGGUACUGAACUGUCUCGCGGUCAAGGCAUACGGAGAAGCCGAGUUUUGGCUUUCGGGAGGCAAAGUCAUUUUGAUCAUGUUGCUGUUCUCCUUCACCUUUGUGACUAUGGUUGGCGGCAACCCCCAAGGUGAUGCAUAUGGCUUCCGAUACUGGAACAAGCCCGGAGCUUUCGCCGAGCACUUGAGCACCGGUUCUCUAGGACGCUUUGAAGGUUUCCUCGCAGCCCUCUGGUCUGCCUCCUUCACUGUUGUCGGACCAGAAUACAUCAGCAUGGUCGCCGCUGAGGCCAAGCGUCCCCGCAUCUAUAUCAAGAACGMCUUCAAGACCGUUUACUGGCGAUUCGGUAUCUUCUUCAUCAUGGGAGCACUUGCUGUUGGUGUCUUGAUUCCAUACAACGACCCAACCUUGUCUGCUAUCAUCGCUGGAACCUCUUCGGGCGGUGGUACCGGUGCCGCAUCGCCAUAUGUCAUUGCCAUGCAGAACCUUGGAGUCAACGGCUUGCCUCACCUCGUCAACGCACUCCUGGUCACCUCCAUCUUCUCUGCCGGCAACACUUACACCUACUGCGCGACACGUUCGCUUUACGGACUUGCUAUCGAGGGCCGCGCUCCGAAAUUCCUGCGAUACUGCACGAAGAGUGGAGUUCCUCUUGCUUGCUUCGGUGUCGUCAUGUGCUUCCCAUUCCUGUCGUUCCUUCAGCUCGGCAGCGGAUCAGCCAAGGUCCUGACAUGGUUGAUCAACUUGAUCACCGCUGGUGGUAUCAUCAACUACAUUGUGAUGACGACAACUUACAUUUUCUUCUACAACGCUUGUAAGAAGCAGGGCCUUGACCGCAAGACUCUCCCAUACACUGGAUGGUUCCAGCCGUACGGAGCCUACAUUGCCCUCGUCUGGAUGUGGCUCAUUGUAUUGUGCUACGGAUACUCGUCCUUCAGGAGCGGCUUCGACGUCGAGAGCUUCUUCACCUACUACUCCAUGCUCAUACUCGCACCGAUCCUCUUCGUCUUUUGGAAGGUCAUCAAGAAGACCAAGUUCGUUAAGUCCAGCCAAGCUGACUUGGUCUGGGAGCGUCCGAUUGUAGAUGCUUACGAGGAGACGUUUAUCGACCCACCAGUUGGUUUCUGGACGGAGAUGAUUCAGAUGAUUGGAUUGAAGCGCCAGAAGGGUGGCAAUGACCGUCGCAUGGCCUCGGUGUCUUACUGA